Molecule: messenger RNA, 2408 nt
Organism: Myzus persicae (green peach aphid)
Lineage: Eukaryota; Metazoa; Arthropoda; Insecta; Hemiptera; Aphididae
Gene: Atac3
Product: GA-binding protein subunit beta-1
Exons: 8
Coding region: 244-1614 (456 amino acids)
Molecular function (GO): protein binding
Source: RefSeq, a predicted model, not a curated record
CACAGAAUAUGAUAAUGCUUAUCCGUUUUCUGUUAUCAGUUCUUCCAAACUCGAAAGCCGUGAAACGUCCUUAGAUCUAAGCGUGAAAUUGUGGAAGUUAUAAACAUGACAAAUUGAAUUAAAUUUAUCAUGGUUAUAAAUGUUAAGACAGUGUAAAAUAUGCAAAAUUGCAUAAGUAAUUUAUGCACUAUUUUUGACUCUUAAGUUUGAAAAAUUUUAUUGAAAAGGUUCCACAUAAUAGUUAUGGAUAAGUCCUCAGCCAAGGAGGUAUUUUUCCAUUCAUGCAUAAUUGGUGAUUUGAGUACAAUUAAAAUUAACUUGUUUCACAAUAUAUCACCGUUCAGCCUAGACAAGUAUGGAAACAAUGCUUUGCACCUUGCUGCCAUGAACAAUCAACCAAAGGUAUUAGAAUAUUUACUAAACACUGUCAAGACUUAUAAAAGCAACUUUCGUAAUAAAAUUGGACGUACCGCUUUACAUAUUGCAGCCGCUCAAGGUGCAUUUGAGUGUAUUGAAGUUUUACUAAACAACUUUCACUGUGACAUAAAUUCUACAGAUAAGAUUUUUAACAAUAGUCCAUUACACUGGUGUGUUACAAGCAAAUGUAUCAAAGGUGUUAAGAAGUUAUUAGAUGUAGGAGCUGAUUUCACGCUUGUUAACAAAUUUGGUAAAACUCCUUUACAACUUGCCAAAACAACAUGUUUGGACAUUUUUCAUUUAAUAGACAAUUUUAUCAAAAAUAAAAAUAAGGAUCAAUGUUUGCACACAACUCCACGGACUAAUAAUGGGAUUCAAACAAAACAGAAUAUUAGCUCAAAAUCAUCAAAUACACCGCAAUUUAAAAUAAAUAAUGACAGUUCAAAAUCAAAUUCAGAAAUAUUUAAUAAGACUGGUGAACGACAAAGUAUCAAUUGUGAAACAAUAUUAGGUCCUAACCUGGAAUCUAAUAAUUCAGAUGAAUCUUUUUAUCUAGAUAUUUCAAAAUUAAAACAUGGUGAUAAUUCUGUUUUAAAUUUAUUGGAAAAAUCUAUCGAACCAGUUGACGAAACCUCUUUUGUAUCGUCUAUUUUAAACAGUGGAAAAGUUAUUCAGUUGACUGAAGCUGGUAUCCUUGCUUUAGAAUACACCAAGAAUGAAAUAAAUACUCCAAUUCCUGAUCGCCUCGUACAAAGCUUCUUAAACACAUCUCAACAAUAUAAUGAAAAUGAAAAUAAUCUCGAUAAUGAUAUUAUUGAAAAAGAUAUUGAAUUAGGUUCAAAAUCUUCACUCUCCAAAGGAUUGAAACGAUUAAAAAGUCCACAACCCUGCUCUAAAAGAUUAAAAUAUACUGAAAGUACUAUAACAUCAGAGUUUGAAAGUUUAUUGGAUCAAUUGACUUCUAAGUGUACUAAAACUGUGCCCAGAGUUUAUAAUUCAAAAGCCUACUGUUCGCAAAGUUUGUCAUCUGUUGAAAAUAGUACAAUGAGAAACAAUGAAGUUUGCAAUCAAAAUCAAUUAGUUUGUGUAAACCCUGACAUUAAUGCUCAACCCAAAUGGGUAGAUGAUCUAAUGUGUUUAUUGCAUAAGUUAGAUAAUUCAGACCUUGGGGAACAGAAAUCAAUUGAACUAACUUGAUGAACUUAGUAAUUUAUUAUUGAUUAACAUCUAAUAUUUUUGUGAUUCUUAGUUGUGCUGUUUAGUAAAUACAUUUUUCAUAUUUAACAACUUAUGAGGUAUACCUACAUUAUGUAAAAGAAACCGUAACUUCUAUACACAGUAAGACUUUGAUUCCAAAAGAACUGUUCAUGUGUCAGGGUAUCAAUGAUCUAUACAUUGUUGAUUAAUAUUUUCCCUGUUGAUCUCAAAUUAUUUUAGGUUUUACUUAUUUUGUUUUGUUUAAAUUAUUUAAUAAUUUAAAGGAUUUUUUGUGUAUAAUAAAUAAAUAUUUUAGAAGUAUAAAAUAAGAUAAAUUACUUGCAUUAACAUAUUUUUAAUUUCUUAUUUCAAUCAUUUAUUAGUUGUUUAAAUUGUCAUUACGCAUUGUAUUCUUAACAGAAGGUCAUACUAAUAUUUGCUAUCCAAAUACUAAUACAGUAAUACCCUUUUUUUUUAUUCUAAUUAUAUAACUAUUCACUAAUUACAUUAAAGCAAAACUGUAAUUUUUAUAUAUAAAUAUUAUGUAAAUUAAAUUAUGGAAUAAGAUUAACUCAUAAGUCAUUGACCUAUAAAGAAAGUGCAUAAAAAUUAAUUAUCAACAGAAAAAAAUGAAACUUUCUUUCAUCUAUUAUUUCAUAAUAUCUAAUUUUUUCCUCUAUGAUCUGCGUUGAGUGAGCUUAGUCUCUUUCUAACAAUCUUGUUCCAAUAAAACCUUACAGCAUAACAUCAUACUAGUAUAUUAUCUAAGGAUGACACAAAGACAUAGUUUUGUG